AUGAAAAGAAAACAACCGUGUUUGUCCGGAAAUUGCACAAAAUGUUUUUGUUUUGAUUCUGCUCUCACAGCUCUUACCAGAUCGCCAUCGUUACUUAAGCUUUUCUUCUCUUUCAGUCGUGAUAUUCCAAAAUUGGAAGAGAAGAUCGAAAAAGAGUUGGUAGGAGUUGGAGAUGAAUCUGGGUUGAAGAAGAUGAUUGGCUCGGAUGAAGAAACAGACAGUGAAGACGAAGACUUCACUAAGAAACUAUUAAACCGACAAGAUGAAAAGAAGAAGAAUACUUUGGAUAUCGAAGAGAGAGAUUCCUCUGGUAGUGAUUCUGACGCUGAUCCCGAUAAGGAAAAGAUUGAUCACGUUGUCUUCAUACCGUCUGAUGAGCCGUUAGAAGAAGGUGCUUCAUCUACUGCGAAAAAACGCCCAGCUGGUUCGGAAGCAGGUGGAGAAGCAAAGAAGGCAAAGACUGAGACAAAUGUCCCUGAUGGUUUGAAUGAAGAAACGGUCCGUAAGUACUUACGUAGAAAACCUCAUACGACGAAAGAGUUGCUGACCAAAGUAAAAGCCAAAUGUGGUGAUAUGUCCAAGUCAGAGAUUGUGACUAAGCUUGCUGCUAUUCUAAGAACCAUCGAGCCUCACCAGUUCAAGCAAAAGCAAGGCAGGAAGGAUGUGUUGUUCUUCUCCUUGACGAAUAAUAUGGCCUAA
Messenger RNA from Auanema sp. JU1783, 699 nucleotides. Lineage: Eukaryota; Metazoa; Nematoda; Chromadorea; Rhabditida; Rhabditidae. The record is from the annotation of a GenBank genome assembly.